UUGUGUUUUUCUUUUCCUCCAGAAAAGUGAAGAGCGCUGGGGCAAAAAUUUGGAAAACGAAAAUUUAAUUUCACUUUCACUACGUUAAACAGCUAUUUCCGUUUUGUAGCGAAGCAAAUACCGCCCAUCGGGUGAAGUCGAACACUCAAAAUAAGAUCUAGCUGAGAGGUGCUGGUGCGCGAAGGAGUAAUGUCCAGACGGCCAAUAACUCUUCCAAUAAUUGCCAGCAGUUCGAUGUACUGCUACGCAUGUAAAUAGCAAAAGGGCAUAAAGAGGAAUUGUUAAAAUAAUAAGUACUCUGGGAGUGAUUAAGUACAUGAAUUGGGAAAUAACCAGUCAAAGUUGAGAAGCGAAUGUACAAAGUGUGCUUAUCUGUAGGUAGUGCAAUACACGGCAAAAUUAUCGAACUUAGGUAAGCAACGCUUGCCAGCGCGCAGCAUUGUGUUCCGACACACGCGACGUGAAGAGCUAGGUAUUGUUGCCAAGUGAGGAUGCAAAGUGCAGCUAGAAAAUAAUUAACCGUUUUCGUCUGGAUAGACGCACUGCAGUUACAUGCGAAAACUUUAGCCAACAAACAAAAGGUAUUCUACGCCACCACCACACAAAUCACCCAUCCACCUAACCAAUUCAUGCCAGCCGCUAUGGGAAAUUAUGAUAAUGAUGGCAAGAAGUCAACACCAUGCGCCAAUUGUAUGGCGGCGCUUAAGUGGAUACCAGUCAUAUUCAUCUCCGCCGUUAUUGCGUGGUCCUACUACGCUUAUGUAGUACAGCUUUGCUUAUUAUCCAUUGACAACACCUUUGAAAAGAUCGUUUUUCUCAUAUUCUAUCAUAUAAUAUGCAUGCUGUUUUUCUGGUCCUAUUGGAAUACCAUAUUUACACCAGUGGGUACAGUGCCAUCAAAUUGGCGCAUACCUGAAUCAGACAUUGAACACAUUUUCCAUGCAGACACACAGGAACAACAAAAGCGAAUUUUAGAAAACUUUGCCAAAACGCUGCCAGUCACAAAUCGUACUUUAAAUGGAUCGGUGCGUUUUUGUGAAAAAUGCAAAAUAAUCAAACCAGAUCGCGCACAUCACUGCAGUGUCUGUGGCUCCUGUGUACUCAAAAUGGAUCACCAUUGUCCCUGGGUAAACAAUUGUGUUAACUUUACAAAUUACAAGUUUUUUGUACUCUUCCUGGGAUAUGCGCUACUAUAUUGUCUUUAUGUGGCCUUAACAUCGCUCGAAUAUUUCAUACGCUUCUGGCGGUCGGAUCUCUCACAACAGGGUGAUUUAAAUGGUGGCAUGGGUCGUUUUCACAUAUUGUUCCUGUUCUUUGUGUCGCUGAUGUUUGCAAUAAGUUUGGUGAGCCUCUUCGGUUAUCACGUUUACUUGACGCUCAUGAACCGCACAACGUUGGAGGCUUUCCGCGCGCCAAUUUUCCGCAUAGGUGGUCCAGAUAAGAAUGGCUACAAUUUGGGAAAGUAUGCCAAUUUCCAAGAAGUGUUCGGCGAUAACUGGAAACUGUGGUUUUUGCCAGUCUACACGAGUGUCGGCGAUGGAUUGACGUACAACACGCAAAAGCAGCACCAGAUGCCAUCAUACGAUUCCAUGGGCGAUACCACACAACAAACCAGCCAUGGCCAACAUCAUCAACUGUUACGCCAGGACGAUACACUGCCGCUGAAUGUCGCAAUGCCUGCUAUGGGCUCAGUAUCUGCUGCUUCCACAGCAACAGUGAAAUCGGAUGGUGCUGAUCUGAAUGGAUUGGUGCCCAUAAUACCAGUUAAGCCAGUACCAGCGGACGCAACGGCGAUCAUUGAUGGGAUAGCAUCGACUGAUAUUGAAGAGGUUGUAGUUAUGCCAGCUAUAGACACUGCCAAUGGAAAUGUGGUUAUCAACAUGCGAGAGCUGGAGGAGAGCUAUGAUGGCACGCAGCAAGAGCAGCAGCAAGAAAAUGUCGAAGAUGUUUAAAAGCAAUGCAUUUAUUAAUAGCAACAAUGUAGUAUAAAGUUAUACUCAGUGCAGCGAAAAUAAUCAGUAGCAUAAGCAUAUUUAAAAAAAAAAAACCCCUUUAGAUAUUUCGAAGUACGCACAAACUUGUAUAUGCCAUGGAAUUGAAACACCUAGCAGUAUCGAUUUCACAUUAGAAUGCAAUACCGGUCUUAGGCCUUAUUCUUAAAGAGACACCUACAAUAUUUAGCGUAAAAAUCAAGGUUUUUACAUUAGAGCAGCAGAGCGCACAUUCGAUUUAGGACUUUAUCUUAAAAACUCUUAACCCAAGUUUCAAAUAAUCCCACUUAUCUUCAAUCAGCGGAUCUCUUCUAUCUUCAGUGAAUAUGAGUUUUAUACUUUUGCAUAACAUUUUUACUCUAAUUACCCUUAUAAAGGGAGUAGUUAAAGGAUUAAAAAUGUUAAAGAACAAAUUAGCCGCUAAAUUUUACUAUGAACUUUAACAACCAUAGGUGUCUGAAGACAAGAACUCGAUUUGUACAUUAUUUGUUAAUUUACAACGACAAAUUUUUAAUGGUGUUCGAUGUCUGCUGAACCAUUUCCUACAUAACGCUUUUGUAGAAAAUUUUAACCCUCUAACUGCCAUUUUCCAUGAACUUGCAUACAUGAAACUGCUUCAAAAUAGGAGUCACAAGAGUUAAAUCCGUGAUCAAAAAGGUGUUAACUUUAAACCACUGUAAAAAAAAUUUUAUGCGAUUGAGCGAAAUCCUUAUGAUGUUUGACUAGUAGCUACGCACCAGUACUAAUGUUUGAGUAUUCCUCGGUUGAGUUGCUAAAACAAUAACUCUUAAACUGGUCAACAGUGAAAUAAAAGACGCGCAAAUUUUUGUAGCUGAUGAUUUGAUGACAGAUUUAUUUAUUUUUUUAACUUUCUACAAACUUACUAUUUGAAUCUAAUAAAAAUUGCAUUUUAUUAAUAUUUAUUUUACUGUGUUGAAAAUAUGUAUUUUAGUAACCUAAGUAAAUAGGAAAACGAAAUAAUUUAACGAAACAAGAGAAAACUAGCAAAAUUUGUUAGAAUGUAUUUUACUAGAUUUUUUCUUGAAAAAACAUGCCUCAAAGUUAAAUACAAUUAGUGACGUAUGCACAUAACUAAUUUGUAUACAAUAAAAAUCAAUUAUUUAAUUAAUUUUUUUAAAUUUGUCGAUUCCUACUUGAAACAUAACCUAUAAAUAAGUGUAUACCUUAGCUGUUAGUGUAGUUUAAACCAUAUGUUUGCCAGUUAGUUAAAGCUUUUGAUACAGUUUAAUUGAGCAUACAUUUGUUUUACUUACAAAAAUUUUACAAUAAAAAUUAUAAUUCUUUCACCUUAUUAUCUAUUUUUAUGUAAUUAAAGCAUCUUUCGUCGUAUCAUGGAGAAAUUAAAAUAGCAUAAACAAGCAAUAAUGCAAGUAGAAUACCUUGCAGCUCACCUCAUAAGUAUUUUUAAUAAUUUUUUUUCAUUUUCAAAGCUCAACUUUUUAUUUUUGUGGUAUGUAAUGAUGUGUCAUGUUUCUGUAUGUGUUGUUCUUUUUUAUUUUGUAUACAUUUAUGUAUCAUGUAUCUGCUCAUGCCUAGUAUCGUCUGUGUAUGCAUUAGUCUUUUCUACUUGAAUUAAUUUGUAAUUUGUUUUAUCUAGCUACCUACCAACUAUGUAUUUUUUUGUAAUAUUUUGUAAUACAUACAUAAUUAUGUUCUUAUGUAAAUACCUAUGUAUAUCUUUAAAUCCAAGUUCGAUACAAUCUAUUUACUUUUAAAAACCAAAUGUAUGUAUAAGCAUCUGUAAGAACAUUCUCAAGUAAAACUCAAUAAUUUGCGAAAGAAAUUUGUGUUUUUAAUUUGCCAAAUUAGCUUGUAACAUGCUGUGAAUAUAUGUACAUAUGUAUGUAU
Rhagoletis pomonella (apple maggot) is the source of this 3860-nucleotide messenger RNA. RefSeq names its product palmitoyltransferase ZDHHC15B. The record is from RefSeq and is a predicted model, not a curated record. Gene Ontology annotation, cellular component: Golgi apparatus; endoplasmic reticulum. Gene Ontology annotation, molecular function: protein-cysteine S-palmitoyltransferase activity. Lineage: Eukaryota; Metazoa; Arthropoda; Insecta; Diptera; Tephritidae. Gene Ontology annotation, biological process: protein targeting to membrane; peptidyl-L-cysteine S-palmitoylation; synaptic vesicle maturation.